This is a messenger RNA of Mesitornis unicolor (brown roatelo), 252 nucleotides long. It is a transcript of the gene AKAP19, whose product is annotated as chromosome unknown open reading frame, human C2orf88. Gene Ontology annotation, molecular function: protein kinase A regulatory subunit binding. The transcript has a single exon. The coding region runs from base 1 to 252 and encodes 83 amino acids. The record is from RefSeq and is a predicted model, not a curated record. NCBI's taxonomy places the organism in Eukaryota, Metazoa, Chordata, Aves, Mesitornithiformes, Mesitornithidae.
AUGGGAUGCAUCAAAUCCAAGGAUGCCUUUCCAGGUUCAAACGCUAUCCAGGAUGAAAGGAUCAGGGAAGGCAAUGGGGAGAAGUCAUCACUGAUAGCAGUGAAGGCGGAUGAGAAAAGUCCAUCAAGCGCUAUAGUGCUGGACUACGCACACCGUCUCUCCCGCGAGAUUCUUGAUCAGGCUCUGAAACAGUGGGCAGUGACUGAAAGCAAAUACAGCGACAUCCCUUACAUUGAAAGUGAUGUGUCCUGA